AUGUCCUGCGAAUGCACAUUCGGCUGCAGCAUCAAAGGCUGCAAAGGAACAUGUACUUUCACUCGCGAUGAGAAUACCGAGAAUGCACGUCGAAAGGACCCGGUACCAGAGCAACCAACGAGUGUCGGUGUUCCAAACAACAGGAGGCGGACCUCGUCCUCAAACACAACUAGAGUUGACGGAAGCUACAACAUACAAAACCACACGGUCUCGGGCUCAGUUCAGAAAACGACAGAGGACAGAGUGUCUGAAGCCGGUGAUCAGCCUCAGCCUCGGGAAGAGCGUAGACGGAGUCACACGAGUGGUGAUCGUCGUCACAGACACUCGAACUCCCGUAGAUAG
This is a messenger RNA of Fomitiporia mediterranea MF3/22, 342 nucleotides long. RefSeq lists its product as uncharacterized. Bases 1 to 342 code for a protein of 113 amino acids. The transcript has a single exon. NCBI's taxonomy places the organism in Eukaryota, Fungi, Basidiomycota, Agaricomycetes, Hymenochaetales, Hymenochaetaceae. The record is from RefSeq and is a predicted model, not a curated record.